Drosophila guanche is the source of this 1566-nucleotide messenger RNA. RefSeq lists its product as uncharacterized. Bases 651 to 1433 code for a protein of 260 amino acids. Lineage: Eukaryota; Metazoa; Arthropoda; Insecta; Diptera; Drosophilidae. The transcript is spliced from 2 exons. The record is from RefSeq and is a predicted model, not a curated record.
UAAAAUGUUAAUCUGCGCGAAGUAAAAGGUUAGACAAACUAUUAGCGCGUGAAUUUAUGGCAACUGCAAGACGGAACCAAGAUGCUUCAAGCCCAGAUCGUGGUAAUACAUAAUGUAUGAGUGAUAACAGAGCGGUCGGAUGAAUGGCCAGCCAGCCAAUAACAAAGAGCCAAAGUGGACAUCGCCAGCUCUGUUCAAGAGCACCCACUACGGCUGAUUAGCAUAAGCAGCAGAGUCACCAGCAGAGUUUGUUAGAAAAAUCAUAUAAAAUUAUGCAAAAAGAAAAAAAAACAAAGCCAAGAGAAGCACGAAAAACCGAUAACGAUGCGCAGAGCAGAGACACAACUAAGACUGAGACUAAGACUUAGUCCAACGAUUGGCAGCGAUACUCCAAAAUCAGUAAAGAGUAAACAUUAAAAGUGAGCAAAAAGCGAGUGGGAAUUGGCCAGAAAGACCAGCGAAUGGCGACAAGCAGCUUCGACCUGCUCCAAAUGAGGUGCAAAAAUAAAUGGGAAAAAUGCUAAUUAGGAGAGUUGCAAACUGCAAUCAAACUUUUUUGGCAUAAAAGACGUGGGCGUCUGUGACAUCAGCAUACUCGAAGUUUACCCAGCAAACCGAUCGGAGUUAUCCACCUACACAAGUCCCACAAGAUGCGUUUGCUCAUUGCCCUGUGCCUUGUGGCUGCUGUUAGCGCCGACUCGCUCGGCUACAACUAUCAGCCAUCCGCCUCCACUGGCCCCUCCUCCUAUGCGCCGUCUGCGGCCGGACCAUCGUACAAUCAGGCUGCUUCCGCUCCAGCAACUGGUGGACAGUCCUACAGCCCAGCGGCAGCUGCCACCCAGGAGCAGCCCACAUACAAUGCCCCCUCGGAGUCCUUUGGCAGCGCACCCGAAGCCGCUCCUUCGGCUGACGCACCCAACUACUCUGCCCCCCAGACCGAGCUGCAGAAGGAGUUCUUCACCUACACCGCCGAUGAGAGCGAAUUUAAUGAGCCAGCCGGUUCCGAGCAGGUCUCCAGCUCCCUGAACAAGGCUCUGCGCGUGAUCUUCAUCAAGGGACCCGAGAACCGGGGCCUGGAGAACGCUGCCCUGGCUCUGGCCAAGCAGGCCGGCCAGCAGGAUACUGCCAUCUAUGUGCUGAACAAGCAGGCUGACAUCGGAGAUCUGGCCAACAAGCUGAACUCCAUCCGCAACAACAACAACAACAAGCCCGAGGUGCACUUCGUCAAGUACCGCACACCCGAGGAUGCUGCCAAUGCCCAGCAGGCCAUCCAGGGACAGUACGAUCAGCUCGGAGGAUCCUCUUCCAUCCAGAACGGCGGCGUUGCCCCCGUGCUGAACUUUGCCUCUCGGGCACCCGCUCGCCCAGUGGCUGCUCCAUCCUCUCCCAAGAACUCGUACCUGCCCGCAUCGGUGCUGCGUCAUCGCCUGUAAGCCGUCUUUGUCUGUAGGGCAUAGAACCGAACGACCCUUCCCUCCCUUCCCACUGUUCCUACGCACUUGCUGCGACCCAUCUCCCUCUCCAUGUGGAGAUUACCAUCUCUGUUGAAUGGUCAGUAUUGCGAUU